Molecule: messenger RNA, 842 nt
Organism: Ictalurus furcatus (blue catfish)
Lineage: Eukaryota; Metazoa; Chordata; Actinopteri; Siluriformes; Ictaluridae
Exons: 3
Coding region: 72-722 (216 amino acids)
Biological process (GO): cytokine production; positive regulation of Fc receptor mediated stimulatory signaling pathway; positive regulation of natural killer cell cytokine production
Cellular component (GO): external side of plasma membrane
Source: RefSeq, a predicted model, not a curated record
UCUCUAUCUGUCUCUCUGUCUCUGUCUCUCUGUUUCUGUCUCUCUCAGGUUGUCUAGCCAGUGAUGAGAUCAUGUCUGAACCUGUGCGAGGUCGUCUCGGUCACUCUGUGUCUCUUCAGUGUAAAGUUAAAGGUGAAGUGACGGUGACUCUGUCUCAUUGGACCCGCUGUAACGACUCGUACUCCAUCGCUGUCUUUUAUCCCAGAUCUAACAGUACACCUAUCGCUAACGUUAUGGAGCCCUACAUGAGCCGCGUCUCAAUCGAGGAGUACCACACUCUCAACAUUAAUCCGGUGCAGGAUGGAGAUUUUGGAAAAUAUUGCUGCAAAGUGACCACAUUCCCCCAAGGGAGUCUGGAAGGACGAGUCCAACUUCUGAAAUACGAGGAACAGAACGAAGAAGUGGACAAACCCAAAAGCCCACCUGCAGGUCUGCCUGUGAUGAUGAUAGUGUACAUCACUUGUGGAGUCCUUGGGUUUGUUAUUUUGACCGGGAUCACCGUGCUGGUUUUUAAGACAAAAAGGAGGAGUAAAGUGCGAAACCCGAUGCAUGUGACGGUGACCCCGGCCUCCCUCACACCCAAACAGCCAUCACUCCUACACACACCGAGAGACUUUCACACACCGUCACACGCACCGUCACACACACCCAGACGUGAAGACAAGGAUGAUGAUGAUUAUGAUGAUGAUAUGUACCUGACAGUGACAAACUUAGAGCCGUAGGGAACUGUUCUACUCUUUAAACCCAGGUUAGCUGUGAGCAGGUGUAGUUGUGUAAAUGAUUAUCUGUGGCGUAGUUUGUGUAAAUGUUGCUGUGUUUUUAUUAUUAAAGAGAUAUGUUCU